Molecule: messenger RNA, 2043 nt
Organism: Maylandia zebra (zebra mbuna)
Lineage: Eukaryota; Metazoa; Chordata; Actinopteri; Cichliformes; Cichlidae
Source: RefSeq, a predicted model, not a curated record
CAAAGCAAAGUGUGUUACCUGCAAGGACAGCACAGAGGAGAACCAUCAACAUCAGAGCAAAUGGAACAUUUUGGGGAUUUUAUCUUUUUCAUUUUGUUCAGUCCCACCACAAUGCUAGCAGCCGUUGUUUUCCUGCUUGUACUUUAUCUUGUUUCUAUCAUUUUCAUCUCUAAGGAAAAAGGAAAUGAACCCCCAGGACCGAGACCUCUGCCCCUGCUUGGUAACCUGUUGCAAUUAGAUCUUAACAGACCCCACAAAACUCUGUGUGAGCUUUCAAAGGAAUAUGGCUCUGUAUUUACUCUUUACUUUGGAACCAACAAAGUCGUGGUCCUGGCUGGAUAUGAGACAGUCAGAGAGGCACUGGUCAACUAUGCAGAGGAGUUUGGAGAGCGCAACAUCUCCCCGAUACUUAAUGAUAUAACCCGAGGUCAUGGAAUUUUGUUUGCAAAUGGAGAAUCGUGGAAAGAGCUGAGACGUUUUGCCCUCACCACCCUCAAAGACUUUGGGAUGGGCAAAAGACUUUCUCAGGAUAAAAUCCUGGAGGAGUGUGGUUAUCUGAUUCAAGUGAUUGAAGAGCAUAAAGGAAAUGCUUUUGAUACAGCUCUUCCAAUAACUUACGCAACAGCCAACAUUAUCUCCUCUAUUGUGUACGGAAGCAGAUUUGACUACGGUGACCCUGUAUUCAAGAACAUGGUGAAGCGAGCCAAUCAAACCAUAUGUGUCUCAGGUUCUGCAUCAGUCCAGGCUGCCAGGCACCAGCCGCUCCCACCCGACGACGGGCACCGGAACAGUCAGGACCUCCUCCACUUCCACGGCUUCGGGGAACGCCAGUUGGGGUGGCGGCCGGGACCAGAUCCGAGCUGCCAGCUUUUUAACAUGUUUCCUUGGCUGUUCGGUUGGAUAAAAAAUCGCCAGGUGGUGUUAAAAAAUGUUGAGAUGGCUGUCACAGAUAUAAAGAAUUUAAUUAAUCAUCUGAAAGAGACUCUGGAGCCCGGACUGUGCCGAGGGCUUGUGGACUGUUUUCUGAUUGUGAAACAGAAAGAAGAAGACUCCUGUGUUUUGGAUACUCACUACAAUGAGGAGAACUUGACAUUCACAGUGAGCAACCUGUUUGCUGCUGGCACUGACACCACAGCAGCCACACUGAGAUGGGGUUUGCUGUUAAUGGCUAAAUACCCACACAUACAGGAGCAGGUCCACGAGGAGCUGAGCCGGGUAGUAGGAAGCCGACAAGUUUGUGUAGAUGACCGGAAAAACCUGCCGUACACUGAUGCAGUCAUUCACGAGACUCAGAGACUGGCGAAUAUUGCUCCCAUUUCUCUUCCUCACCAAACUAGCCAAGAUGUCACCUUCAAGGGAUACUUUAUCAAAAAGGGAACUAUUGUGUUUCCCCUUCUCACCUCUGUCCUGUAUGAUGAGAGUGAAUGGGAGAGCCCACACACUUUUAACCCUUCACAUUUUCUGGACAAAAAGGGUCAAUUUGUCAGGAGAGAUGCCUUCAUGCCCUUUUCUGCAGGUCGCAGGAUGUGUCUCGGAGAAGGUCUGGCUAAGAUGGAGCUCUUCCUCUUCUUCACCUCCCUCAUUCAGCGCUUUCGUUUCACUCCUCCACCUGGAAUCACAGAGGAUGAACUGGAUCUCACACCAGCUGUGGGAUUCACCACCCCUCCUUCAUCUCAUAUGCUGUGUGCUGUCAGUCGCCAGUGAGAGACACAUGGAACUUGACAUUAUAGCAUUUACUUGUGACAAUAGCAUAAGCAAUAGCAUCAAACAGAUGUCAGCAUUCUGAACAACAGGCAAAGGCAGAUGUCAAGGGAACAGAUUUUUCUGACUACUUUUUAGUUUUACUCCCUACAGUUUCAAGCAAAUAUCUGUACUUUCUACUUAUUACGUUUUCAAAACAGGCUCAUUACUUUGGCUAUAAUGCAUUUGGGGGGAAUCAUUAUCUCGUUAUUAUCUUGUCACUGUGGACCUCCCAGCCCAUUGUUCCUUCACUGGGCUGGUUUCAGUCAUUAUGCAAAUGUACUGUUAAUUAGAUUGGAGAAA